This is a messenger RNA of Frankliniella occidentalis (western flower thrips), 3869 nucleotides long. RefSeq lists its product as uncharacterized. Gene Ontology annotation, biological process: G protein-coupled receptor signaling pathway. Gene Ontology annotation, cellular component: plasma membrane. Gene Ontology annotation, molecular function: G protein-coupled receptor activity. The annotation marks the transcript as partial. The transcript is spliced from 7 exons. The record is from RefSeq and is a predicted model, not a curated record. Lineage: Eukaryota; Metazoa; Arthropoda; Insecta; Thysanoptera; Thripidae.
AGAGAAAGGGAAGGGGUGGUAAGAAGGGGUGACAGAUUCAAGGCAAUUAAGCCCGGUGCCUCUCGCGCCCCCCCUCAACCCCGGCCUGCUGCGCAGGACCUGCCCGUGGCGCUGCUCCGAGCGCUGGGCGGCCCCGUCGGGGAGGCCCCGCUGGACAACACGCGGCUCCGUGGGCCGCUGGGCCCCACCUACGGCUCGCCCUCGCAGGGCCCGCAGGGGGGUGCGCCGCACGGCGACCGCUUCGGACAGGCCUUCGGCCAGGGCUUCAGCCACCGGCUCGGGGGCGCCCUGGGCACCGCCUUGGGCUCCGCCCUGGGCUCGGCGCCGGCCUCCAACGCGUCGGUGCUGGUGCCCGGCGUCACCUUCCCCGUCAGCGUGGCGCACCACUUUCCCGGCCAGCAGACGCACUGGCACGACCUCUACGACACGAUCAUUGGCCACCGGCCCCGCGACGCCUCGCCCACCGCCUCGCAGCCCGAGUGCUGCUACUUCUUCCAGGACGUGGUCGAGUUCCUGCACCAGUACUACGUGCCCGUCAUGAUCGUCAUGGGCCUGGUGGGCAACCUGCUGUCGUGCGUGGUCUUCCUCAACACGCACCUGCGCCUGCGCUCCUCGUCCUACUACCUGGCCGCCCUGGCGACGGCUGACUUCGGCUACCUAGCCGUGCUCGUGCUCGUCUGGCUGAACAGCGUGCACGGUGUGCAGGUUUUCAACAAGGAGGGGUGGUGCCAGAUCGUGACGUACGUGUCAUCCGUGUGCGCCUUUCUCUCCGUGUGGCUCAUAGUGGCCUUCACGGUGGAACGCUUCAUCGCCGUGCAGUACCCGCUGCACCGGCCGCACAUGUGCACCGUGGCCAGGGCCAAAGCCAUCGUGGCGUGCAUCGCCGUGUUCGCUUUGGUCGCCCACAUCUACACCCUCAAGACGCGGGGAAUGGUGCGCGACAAGGACGGUUACGAAUCGUGCGACCUCCUGGAACAGCACCAGGGCAUGAUGCGGGUCAUCAACCUGGUGGACGCCAUCAUCACCCUCGUGGUGCCCAUCAUCCUCAUCAUUGUGAUGAACACCAUGAUCACGCGCAAUCUGGUGCUGUUUGGGAGGCGAUUCAAGCAAGCGCCGCCGGGGAUAUCUGCCGCCGACCCGACCAGCUGGACAGACCCACAAUUGGGUCGAGAGAGUUGCGAAAGCAGCAGCAGCAGUGGCACCAACCGCCGCAUCAGCACCUCGGUCCACGCGCCCUUUGUCAGGGCGCCGAAGGACAACCGACCGGCGGCGGCCGGACACGGCCAGCACGCCAAAGGGGCGACAGCGAAGGGGCUGCCGUCGGUCAAGGUCCACGAGGCGCUCGCCCCUCCCACCCAGGAAACCAACAUCCUGCCGACCAGCGAGCUCCCCGACAUCGCCCUCGGGCAGCCCCCGGGCCCCGGGCCCGGCACCAGCCCGGGCGCCGGCCGCGGCUCGGCUCUCAGUCCGGGGCACCGCCCACAGUACAGCAGCCCGGGGCUCGUGCGCACCAAGCAGCAGCCGAUACAAAUUUCGACGGGGAGAACUCUCGUUUCGACGAGGACCCAGCAAAGCAUCACAAAAAUGCUCCUCCUCAUCAGCUCCGUUUUUAUAGUCCUCAACCUACCGAGCCACGUGCUGCGCGUGUACGCGUCCAUCGCCGACCUCACGGGCUCCAGCGUGAGCACCGCCGAGCCACGCGCCGAGCACCCCGCGCUGUGGUUCGGCCAGCAGCUCGCCAUGCUGCUGUACUACACCAACUUCUCCAUCAACUUCCUCCUCUACUCCAUGUGCGGCAUCACGUUCCGCCGCUGCCUGUGGCAGCUGGUGCGCGGCACCGCCAAGUACUUCGGCUGCGGCUGCGGCUUGUGGUGGUCGGACUGCCAGUUCAGUGGUGCGCUCGCGCGGGUCGGGGCCUGUGGCGCAAGCAGACGCGCCGGGGCCACGGAGGCGCCGCCUCGACAUCCGCGCGAGGGGAGGAGAUCGCCAUGCACGCGAUCUGAGACGCUGUCCGAGGCGCCCGAGCUGGCGCACCACGAGGUGGCGCUGUGCGCGCUGUGCGGCGACCACCCCUGCAACGUCUCGCAGGCCGCCCUCGCCCGCGCCGCCCAGCAGAGCCAGCACAGUCAGCUCGGCGAACUGCUCCUCGGCGUGGCCACUGAGGCCCUCGGCGAGGGCUCGGGCGCCAGCACGCCGACGUCCGUCUGACCAAGGACCCCAGCAAUGGAAGGGGAGAGCCGCGCCAGCACGCAGCAUAGUCCGUGCAGGUGGCGGGAACAGUAGUCCACUCUAACUUAUUUUUAUUUUUAUUAUUCCAUUUAAUCUACGUAUAUAUUUUAUAAAGUGGAUAAAAGUGGUGAAAUACGUAGUGGAGAAUGUAGAAACAGAUUGUAACUUUGUGUAUUUGUGUAAACGUAAAAGCCAAGAGCAAAGUGUGAUAGUCGGAUCUAAGUUUAGUAAGACAGGGAGAUAAAGAAGACUGCAAAAGAGAUGAAAAUAGGCAAGUCGCACAAAUAUUUCUUGUAAGAUGCUGAUGCUAUCAACGGAAAAAAUAUUAUUUGUUAACCUGAUACACCAUACCAGACAAAUUUUCGCUCCUUGAACUGUACGUAAAAUUUUAAACAUUAACGCAGAGGCAGCAAAAACUCUAUACGGCCUGGCAGGAUGUCCCAUAAGCCCCAUGCUUCCUGUUAUAUUUUUUUAAAAUACUGUAGCGCAUACAGUGAGGUGUCCGGGUAUGCCAACCGUCACGCCUUAUGAUGCCGAGCGAGCAUAGGCAACUACCCACCUAUAGGCCUGAAUGCGGUGCACUCAGUAACCCCCCCCCCCCCCAAGUGCGGGGCCUGAGACACCCUACUGUAUAUCAGUCAUUUUAACGCUGAAUCGACAGUUUUUUUCUCCUCUUUGUCAAGGCGCAAGCACGCAUCCUAACUGAUUUAGGUAUCGUGAAACCUAAGGUUUGUUCCUAGAUUAGGCCUAUCACCGGCUUUCCUCCUCAGACACUCCUGUAUUGGUGUAUGUUUUGCUUUUCGGAAAAUGUGAAGUGAACGUGAAGCCCAAAAUCUGUGGAACAAUUAAGAAUGCUGUGAUUGUGAAUUUGUAUCAAUCUGCGUUGGGAUCCAGCCUAAGUAGGUCUUACUUGAAACAAAUGGAUUUUCAACGGCGACGGAGCACACAGUGCACGGGGCUGUUUGUAUACGAACUUUGCAAACGCACAUCCAUUUUUACUCGUUCUUUACCUCCCACAACCUAUUCUUGGGAGAUAGAGAACGAGUAUUGUGCUCAGUAUGGUGUAAUUUAGACCCCACUUUCAGCGAAAAAAUAGUAAUGCAUACAGCUAUGAUAGUGUAACCGUAAUGUUGCAGUUGCAAACUAAACAUUACUAUAAUUUUAUUGAAAAACAUUGAAAACAUCAACACCAACACAACACCAAAAGCGCAUGCGCGGAUACGCCAUCUAUCUCUGCCAGCGGCAGAUUGAUGUAAACCGCGCAUGCGUGGCUAACAACAAUGAGUAUGAUUUUCCUUUGCGAUUUAGGUAAAAUUUCAAUUGGCGUUUUUUCGAAAAUAACUGUUAUCGAAAAUAACCUAAUAUUGAUUCAGAUGUAAAAAAUACCAUUUACCAUUUCUGAUAGUGUUCAGAAUUUAAUCUUGCAACAAGUCAUAUGCACUAAUAAAACAUAAAUUACACCAUACUUAAAGGUAAAGAACGAGUUUGUCCCCAUUGUAUCAAAUUAACUUAAUCCAUUCUGUUUCCUUUUGUUUAACCUAAAUUAUCUUUCGUAAAUCUACGGUAUAAAACAAGAAAACCUGUAUGACACAAGUAAAUUUUUUCGGAAAAAUGAAUAAAAGAACGUGUUUGAAAUAAUA